GAAGCCCGGCUCAAUCGCGUCGCGAGCACCGUGGCCUCCGCUUCGCCGCUACACGAACACCGCCCUUAUCAAAACAUUCCCGCAGAGCAAUCGAUACGCACGUCUCACGCCGUUUGAUAACGAACUCGCGACCGCCGUGACUUUGUGACUCCAGUGCUAGUGUUGUGAAUGACAUGUGAUUUUUGUUGGUCAAGCAAAUAUAUUUUGGAACACACAGAAAAUCUACAGAGUUUUACCGCUAACAAAAGACGCGUGCGGCGUGGCGCGAUGGAUGCGUGAACGGUCAUCAUGCGCCUCUUCCGCGGGCCGAAGCGCAGGGAAGUGACCGCGCCGCUAGCCGCCGCGACGCCGUCUCCACGCCGAGACGCCGCCGCCGCUGCCUCGCCGCAACCCCAACAAGAUUUUACACUCGUCACCGCUCUCCCCGCCAUGGUCAUGGAAGACGACGUCCGGGAGAUGAAGAAAGUUUUCGCAACGUGGGGUCGUCGAAUGGGAAAAAAGCUGGAUAUGCUAAAGAAACCUGAUGUAAAAGAAACUUUGGAAAACAAUUCUGUUAACGAGAAUGCUAAUGAAGAAAAUUCUUCGAUUAUAACCGGACAGUAUAAGAAGAAACAACAAUGGAAAAUGGGUCGAAGUAGUUCAGACUCUACUUCUUUAAGAAGAGAUCCUGAUUCAGAUUCAAUACGAAGCAUUCGUAGUGGAUCUAGGGAUCGAUCUCCAAGUCCUUUUAAAUCAUUCUUCCAUAGAAUGGGUUCCACUGGUAUGCUUAAUUCAAGUAAAUCUCAAUCCUUAAACACGCAAAAAAAUAAUGAAUCAUAUCCCGUCGCUAAUGGACCUUCGCUUUAUCGUAGUUGUUCUACAUCCCACCUCUCAACGUAUGUGAAAGCUGAUGAUCCAUCUGAUGACAUAGACUUGCAAAACGCCAUCAAUGAAAAUAAAAAGUCUCCAAUAAAACACAAUAAUCUAAUAUCUGAUGAGGCAUUGGUAGCAUCGUCAACUAAAGCUAUUAGUUGUGAUAAUAUACCAAACUUAGAAGGACAAAAUAACAGUGGCACUACCAAAAAACCGAAUUUUCCAUAUGCUUUUCUAAGAUCUAAAUUAUCUGUACUACCCGAAGAAAAUAGUUUGACUUCACAACAAAGAACCAACUGCGUAAGACAAAGUUUUUCAGAAAGAUUAGACCGAAAAUCACCAAAACUACGGAGAGAAAGACUAUAUUUGCCUAAUUCACGAUCUGAAGAAAGAUAUCAAAGUAGUGACAGUAUAGCGUUCCAUGAAGAAAAUAUGCUGAUAAACAAUGUCCUAAGAAACGAAUAUGAUUUUGCAAGAAGUUCUUUGAGAAGUAUUAAUGAGAUCGACAAUAACAUUUAUACUGGGCGACGCGCAGAAGAAGUUCCUAGAAGAUCCUCAAUGAUAUCUCAAAGAGCUCCAUUUGAUUAUGAUCCAAUGCUCAUACCCAGAAACAGAAAUAGUUUACCGGUAUAUGAAUAUAAUUCUGUUUUAGGGUCGGUAAGGGAUAUGAAAACUGAACUGACGUCUUCUUCUCAUAGUGCGCCGGAAACUGAGGUUCUUCAGGCUCAUCGUUUAAGUAAUUAUGUUAGCUCCAAUGAAUCUGGUUAUGACAGUGAUGGCCGCCCAACUGAUGAACACAGUAAUCACUCGCCCCCAGGAUAUUCUAACCAUUUUUCCACUAUUGCAAUGAGGAAUGAAUCUCUCGAUUCCCGUUUAGAUAAUAAUCAGAGCAAUUUUUCAAGGCAAUUAAGUUUGAACCAUAAAAUAAAUGUAAGCAGAGUACAAAUUCCUGCUCGUAGAAGUUCAACGCCUUGUGCACUAUUUCCAGUAGAAAAAAUAACAUCAGCCGAAUAUGAAACAGAUAAAGGGCAAGGUAAUAAACAAGCCAGUUUAUCAGUGAAUACGCAAAUUUUCGAACACAAUGACAGUAAACCACCACCAUUACCUAAAAAGACUGGUAACAAAAAAGCGCCUUAUAUUUAUAAAACAAUAACAUUAGAUGAACGAGUCCAAACAAGAAAAAUUAAAUUAUUACAUUCGCAAAUUCUUCCUGUGGAGCAUUCGUCUACUCCAGACGUAAAUAGAAGAACAAUGAUAUCGGAGAGUCAAUCGGCAGUACAUCAAGUAGAUGGUACUGAUAUAGAUAUAUUUGGCCGUGGUCCGUGUACUAAAAGAUUUAGGAAAAUCAGAUUAUUAAAAUCAAGAUUAGAUGAAAGUCUGGGAGUGUAUCUGGCACAGCAUAAAGUUGAUUUUGAUAGUUGUGGCGCAAAUUAUGAGGUACGGUAUAUUGUCGUGAAAUUGGACUUUGAUGGUAUCGCCCAUAGAGACGGAAGGUUGAGAAUAGGAGAUGAAAUAGUCAAUGUAAAUGGAAAAGUACUUCGUGGAUUGUCUUCCUUGAAAGAAGUUCAACACAUUGUAAACUCGUGUUCUACUGAAGCCACAGUUGAAGAUGGGGCCCUAUUUCAAAGAUAUCAGGUAGACCUUGUAAUGGCGCAUGAUGAAAUUACUCCAAUUACGCUUAGUCGAAUAAUUAACAACCAUACUUGCGAGCAAAAUCCAAUUUUAACAACAGAACCACAACAAGUAAAUGUACCUCCUGAUAUAAUCUCAGAAACGGUACACAAACCCUCAUCUUCUAAUCAAAUAACAAUAGAAACUCAUUUUCCUAGUGAAAAUCCCGCACAUAAUGCAAACAUUACCAGUGGCCAUAUAAAUAAUCAAAUCACUUAUAGAACUAAUUCUAUGAGAUCUGAAUUGCAAAAAAGUUGUGAAGUGGGUGUACAAGUAAACAACGACUCUUUGAAUUCAAGCCAAAAAAGCGAUGAUGAAAAGUUACUGGAGAAACAUUCCUAUAACCAAUCCUCUUCGUCUUUGCAUAAUAUUACAAAUAUUGAAAUAUCAAUGCGGUCAUCAGAAUCCCCAAUACCUAGAAAAGGUAAUGGAAAUAAUUAUAGACCCAUAUCAUUACAUAAUUCAAAACCGUCCCCAGUUCUGUUACACUAUCCAAAUGACAAUACGGUCAAUGAAAUCAAAGAGAAUUCUUCCCACUAUAUAAAACAUGUGCCACGCCUGUAUCAAAAUCGAUCUUUCGAAAGUAUACCAGAACAACUCAGAAAUGGCAGCAGGAGUAGAUUUUUCAAUAGAAUAGGAUCGCAACGAUGUUCACCAAAUCACAGUUUACAUGUAUCACGACAGCAAGAAUAUAAUGCACACUAUGAAAAUCAACAUUGUGGUCACUAUGCGCAAACUUUUAUGAACAAGGUGGAAUUUUGGAAAGGGCCAGGUCAUAAGAGUCUUGGGUUUAGUAUUGUAGGAGGUACUGACUCGCCGAAAGGAAAAAUGGGCAUAUUUGUCAAAACCGUUUUUCCAAAUGGUCAAGCGGCGGAUAAGGGUACUAUUUUUGAAGGUGACGAGAUCUUGUCGGUAAAUAAUGUGCCAACACGUGGACUAAGCCAUGCUGGGGCCAUAUCGCUUUUUAAACAAGUCAAAGAAGGAAAAAUUGAAUUGACGCUUUCAAGACGAAGAGCACCUAGGUCAAGAUCUGUAGAACCACUCGGUCACUCUCGUGAAGACAUCAAGCGUGACUAAAACUCAAGUGAACCCUAACUCCAAAGAAUCAUCGCAUCAAGUGCAAUAUUCUCAGUAACUAUUUCUUUGCCAAAGGCGAAAUAUAAUGCUUGUUUGUAUUUUUAUGAGUUAUCGUUGUAACAACGUACGAACUGUACUAUUAUCAAUAUAUGGAUUAUUUUCUUGUUAUUCAUAUACAUAGAUAAUUAUAAAUGAUGGCAGCGAUAUGAAUUAUAAUGAACGCUAAGCAUUGUAUUUAAAACAAAGGUAUCUGAUGUAUACCAUAAACACAUUCUACGCUAGAUGUUUCAUGUUUAAUAACAUUGUGCUUAAUAUUCAUGGUAUACAUAUUAUAGGUACACUAUAUUAAUAUAAGACUGUCUAUACUGUAGCUGUAAUAUAUUAUUGUUUAAUUUGUUACUUGAAAUCAAAUUGUUACUUUUCAGUAGGAAUGCUAGAUCUCGUUGAUAUCUGUAUAACUAGACUGUAUAUUUGCGAUCGCAGAUCAUUAGGUAGCAGUAGGUUACUUAUAUUAAAAUAUUACAAUACUUACUGUGUCAACAAGAUCAAAUUUAAGGUCUAAUAUAUUUAUUAAAGAAUGGUUCACUAGUUAUUAUAAAUAAUUCGGAAUACUAUAAAACUUAGAAGUGGUAAGUACUAGUGAAUGUGAUGUUGCAAGUGAUGGUAAAAUGACACCAUUCUUUUUUCGUCUUAAUUUAAAACGAGGUAACACCUUUUCUACAGUUUUAAGUACAAUCAUAAUAUUUUUUAUUCAUAUUGGAUAAGACAUUUGUCUCCCAUCACCUGAUGGUAAGUGACGAUGAAGACAAAGAUAUUACAUGCCUAUCCAAGAGAUAAGUAUUUAUUCUACUUUUGACUGUAUGACAAUUCUAUUGUGUUAUUUUAUUCCGAAUUAUUGUGGUGUAGACUUCGUGGGCUCCCACGAAAGGUCAAAUUGAGGUUAUAUUCCUUCUUUGAGCAGUUAAGUGAAAGAAUUUAAUUAGAUCGUAAAAUAUUCUGAUUUUAGUCAUAUUUUGAUUGGCACAUUGAAGAAUUGGCCUACGGCAUCCGCCUACACGGCUAUGCCCUUCACUAGCAAAAUUUGAGCACCUAGAUCAACAAGAUUGUUCUGAUUUUACAUUAAUGCUACCUACGACGGGCAUAAUAUGACUGUAUAUUAUAUUGAAUAAAUAGACAAUAUUCUUAAAAUUUUAGAACCAUGUAGAAAUACUACUUAUACUUUUUCUUCUUAAAGACUGAUCAACAAUUAUUUUAUAAAUUAAUAUUGAUUUACUUAUGAAACAGAAAAAUACUUUUCAUUGUAACCAGGCAAAUACCAACAAAUAAAAUAAACAACAAGUAAUGGUUUAUAAAAAUUGUAUGUAUAUUCGUUAUCGUAUUUAUGAAUUUCAAAAUGCUUCCAUACAUGUUGUGAUUAAUGAACUACAAAUCAGCGAAUACUCCGUCCAUAUAAAAUGUAACAAUUAUUUUGUUUGUACCUAAAAGAUAAAAAUUCAGAUUCGAAUGUAAUUUUGCGCAAUCUGAGUAGAUUCUUCGAAUACUAAACCAUCCAUGUCCCGUGCGCACACCAACAGUAUUUGUAAAGUUAUGUUGUAUUGUAAAUAAUGUUAUUAUUAAUAUGUAAAUCCACUUUGAAUACCUCUUUACGCUUGGUAUGAUUUCUCCAAAAAUAAACGUAUAAUGAAUAA
Molecule: messenger RNA, 5288 nt
Organism: Amyelois transitella
Lineage: Eukaryota; Metazoa; Arthropoda; Insecta; Lepidoptera; Pyralidae
Exons: 5
Coding region: 289-3600 (1103 amino acids)
Molecular function (GO): protein binding
Source: RefSeq, a predicted model, not a curated record